AGAGAAAGAAGAGGACGUACCUUCCGCUUCAGUAAGGUUACGAAACCAAAGCUGAGCCCCAAAAACAUUUCUGACAGUGAGGACUUGAACUUCCAUUGCACCGCGGCGAAUGGGGUUUGCCAAGUUCUGCAGUCUGGACAGUUCCGAUCCGUUUUGGGAUUGGAACCGUACAUGGUACGCUGCUAACCCAGACCUCACCCAAUGCUUCCAGAACACUGUCCUGGUGUGGCUGCCAUGCCUUUACCUGUGGACGUGUGCCCCCAUCUACCUCAUCUACCUCCGCAGCCACGACCAUGGCUAUAUAUGUAUGAGUCACCUCAACAAAGCUAAAACUGCUGUCAGCCUUCUACUGUGGAUUAUCUGCUGGUCAGAUGUUUUCUAUUCUUUCUGGGAAAGAAGUCAUGGCAGCAGUGGCCCAGCACCAGUCCACCUAAUCAGUCCAACCUUACUAGGCCUGAGCAUGUUGCUGGCCACCCUGUUAAUCCAGUAUGAACGGAUGAAAGGGGUUCAGUCAUCUGGAGUAAUGCUGAUCUACUGGCUGCUGGCACUGCUGUGUGCCACAGUCACCUUCAGGUCCAAGAUCCUCCAGGCCCUGGACCAGCUAUUGACGGUGUGUGUGUGGAGGUAUACCACCUUCUAUAUCUACUAUUCUCUGCUGCUGGUUGCUCUCUUCCUGUCCUGCCUGACGGACCAGCUGCCCCUCUUCUCCCAGGCCAUUAAAGACUCGAAUCCCUGCCCUGAGCCGGGAGUUUCUUUCCUCUCCAGAAUAACCUUCUGGUGGAUCACCAGGAUGAUGGUGACGGGCUACAAGCGCCCACUGGAGGAGAAGGACCUGUGGUCUCUGAACCCCGACGACCGCUCCCAGAGAGUGGUUCCGAAGCUGGUGUGUUGCUGGAACACAGAGUGCCAAAAGGUCAAAAGGACAGAGCAGAAAACUUUGUACUCCCCUAAGCGGGUCCCACAGAGUGAGGGCAAAGAGGGCCAAGCUGUGGAAGAGUCUGAAAUCUUGAUUGUAAAAUCUCCCCAGAAAACAAAGGAGCCCUCCCUGUUCUGGGUACUUUGCCUGACCUUCGGGCCCUACUUCCUCAUCUCCUGCCUCUAUAAGAUCAUCCAUGACAUCCUCAUGUUUGUUGGGCCCGAGAUCCUCCGGCUGCUGAUCCACUUCGCCAACAACUCCAGUGCCCCCUCCUGGCAGGGAUACUUCUACACCGCUCUACUCUUUAUAUGUACCUGUGUGCAGUCGCUCAUCCUCCAGAAAUACUUUCAUGUCUGCUUUGUCUCAGGCAUGCGUCUGCGCACCGCCAUCAUCGGAGCUGUUUACAGGAAGGCCUUGGUUAUAAGCAGCGCAGCACGCCGCACCUCCACAGUGGGAGAGAUCGUCAACCUGAUGUCAGUGGACGCUCAGCGCUUCAUGGAUCUCAUCACUUACAUCAACAUGAUAUGGUCUGCCCCUCUGCAGGUGGUGCUGGCCCUCUACUUCCUCUGGCAGAACCUGGGUCCGUCAGUGCUGGCUGGAGUAGCUGUGAUGGUUCUGAUGGUUCCUGUUAAUGCUGUCAUUGCCAUGAAAACCAAAACCUACCAGGUGGCUCAGAUGAAGAGUAAGGACAGUCGCAUUAAGCUAAUGAAUGAGAUGCUUAAUGGCAUCAAGGUGCUGAAACUGUACGCCUGGGAGCUGGCUUUCAAGGACAAGGUGUCAGAAAUCCGUGAGAGUGAGCUGCUGGUCCUGAAGAAGGCCGCUUACCUGGGUGCAAUGUCCACCUUCACCUGGGUCUGUGCACCUUUCCUGGUUGCCUUGUCCACUUUCACUGUGUACGUGCUGAUCGACGAACACAACGUGCUCGAUGCCCAGAAGGCCUUUGUGUCACUCGCGCUCUUCAACAUCCUGCGUUUUCCUCUCAACAUGCUGCCAAUGGUCAUCAGUAGUAUGGUGCAGGCCAGUGUGUCCUUGAAGCGUCUGAGAGUGUUUCUAUCACAUGAGGAGCUGCAGGAAGACAGUGUGGAGCACAAAGCAGCAACAGGCUCCCCACACAGUAUCUCCAUAGUGGAUGGAGUUUUCAGCUGGUCCAGAACUGAAUCACCGACACUCAAGAGGCUGAAUGUGUGUAUCCCAGAAUGCUCUCUGGUGGCUGUGGUGGGACACGUGGGUUCGGGAAAGUCCUCGCUGCUCUCUGCCCUGCUCGGAGAGAUGGACAAACUAGAAGGAACUGUGGCUGUCAAGGUGGCUGCUCAUGCUCUCUCACACAAACACACUGACACAGGUUCGGUGGCCUACGUUCCCCAGCAGGCCUGGAUCCAGAAUUCCACACUGAAAGACAACAUAAUGUUUGGUCAGGAGAGGAGAGAGGCCUGGUAUCAGCGUGUGGUGGAGGCAUGUGCCCUUCAGCCUGACCUGGAGAUUCUUCCUGCUGGAGACGAGACCGAGAUAGGAGAGAAGGACCCUGGAUCUCUGUCUGAUGACCUGGAUAACCUCUCAUCUUCACACAGCAGGGGAGUGAAUCUGUCUGGAGGUCAGAAGCAGAGAGUGAGCGUGGCCAGGGCUGUCUACUGUGACCGUGCUGUCUACCUGCUCGAUGAUCCGCUGUCUGCCGUCGACGCUCACGUAGGAAAACACAUCUUUGAUCAAGUCAUUGGCCCACGGGGACUGCUGAAGGACAAGACUCGUGUUCUGGUGACCCAUGGGCUGAGCUACCUGCCCCAGGCCGACCUGAUCCUGGUCAUGGUGGAGGGAGAGAUCACAGAGAUGGGCUCCUACCAGCAGCUCAUGGCCACAGAGGGAGCCUUCGCUGAGUUUCUGCGAACAUACGCUGCUGUCGACCACACCGACAACAAUGAAUCUGUACCAAACAGUGGAACCAAAGGAUUAGAGAACGGCAGUACAACUGCUCUUGUUGGCAGCAGUCCGGGUGACAGCAGUGUGUCCAAACUGUCCCAGACGGGCAGGAAGGACAAGACGCUGAGUAAAAAGACGAACAACCCCGAGUUGGGCAAGCUGACAGAGGCUGACAAGGCCAGCACUGGACGGGUCAAGCUGUCUGUGUUCUGGGCCUAUCUGAAAGCCAUCGGAGUGCUUCUGUCCUGCAUCAGUCUGCUGCUGUUCCUCUCCCAUCACCUGGUCUCCUUGUUCUCCAACUACUGGCUGAGCCUGUGGACCGACGACCCUGUGGUCAACGGCACUCAGCCUGACAGACUGAUGAGACGGGUGUACGGUGCUCUCGGCCUGUCCCAGGGUGUGGCAGUCUUUGGUUACUCCCUCUCCAUGUCCAUUGGGGGCAUCAUGGCGUCCCGCUGCCUCCACCAGUCCAUGCUGUAUGAUGUCCUACGCUCACCUAUGUCCUUCUUUGAGCGAACGCCUAGCGGCAACCUGGUCAACCGCUUUGCCAAAGAGAUGGACACCAUUGACACAGUGAUCCCCAGCAUUAUUAAGAUGUUCAUGGGCUCUAUGUUCAAUGUGUUGGGUGCUUGUGUUGUCAUCCUGAUCGCCACACCGCUGGUAGCCAUCAUCAUUCCUGUUCUCGGUCUGCUCUACUUUUUUGUGCAGAGGUUUUAUGUGGCAACCUCUCGCCAGCUGAAGCGUCUGGAGUCAGUCAGCCGUUCACCCAUCUACACCCACUUCAAUGAAACACUGCUGGGCACCUCCGUCAUCCGAGCCUUUGGUGAACAGGAGCGCUUCAUCCGCGAGAGUGACCAGCGUGUCGACCACAACCAGAAGGCUUACUACCCCAGCAUAGUAGCAAACAGGUGGCUGGCAGUUCGCCUGGAGUUUGUAGGAAACUUCAUCGUGUCAUUUGCUGCUUUGUUUGCUGUCAUGGCCAGAGAGAGCCUCAGUCCAGGCAUCAUGGGGCUGUCUAUCUCCUAUGCCCUCCAGCUGACUGCCUCUCUGACCUGGCUGGUGAGGAUGUCCUCUGAUGUGGAGACCAACAUAGUGGCUGUGGAGAAAGUGAAAGAGUACAGUGACACAGAGAAAGAGGCAGAGUGGAAACACGAGCCCUCCAGUCUCCCCCCAGGGUGGCCCACUGACGGCUGCAUAGACAUCAGAGGCUUCGGCCUGCGCUACCGCCACGAUCUGGACCCGGCCAUUCGCAACAUCACCAUCAACAUUAACGGAGGAGAGAAGGUGGGGAUUGUGGGGCGCACUGGAGCAGGGAAGUCAUCCCUAACACUGGGGCUGUUCCGGAUCAUCGAGGCAGCCGAGGGCCACAUCUUCAUUGAUGGGGUGGACAUUGCUCAGCUGGGCCUCCAUGAGCUCCGCUCCAGAAUCACCAUCAUACCACAGGACCCAGUGCUGUUUUCAGGCUCUCUGAGGAUGAACCUGGAUCCUUUUGACAGCUACUCUGAUGAGGAAGUAUGGAGGGCUCUGGAGUAUUCCCAUCUCAAGAGCUUUGUGUCCAGCCUGCCCAACAAACUCAGCCAUGAGUGCAGUGAAGGAGGAGAGAACCUUAGUGUGGGUCAGAGGCAGCUGCUGUGUCUGGCCAGAGCUCUGCUGAGGAAGACCAAGAUCCUGGUUCUAGAUGAGGCCACAGCAGCUGUGGACAUGGAGACAGACAACCUAAUCCAGUCCACCAUCCGCUCUCAAUUUGAGGACUGCACUGUCCUGACAAUUGCUCAUCGCCUUAACACCAUCAUGGACUACACCAGGGUCCUGGUGUUGGACAAAGGAGAGAUGGCAGAGUUUGAUGCUCCCUCCAAUCUCAUCGCUCAAAGAGGAGCUUUUUACAAGAUGGCCAAGGAUGCUGGGCUGGUCUGAAAGCAGGAGGUGCCUCACUUUGUCCAGUUGCUCCUCUGAGUCCCUCCCAGCUCCACUGGCUCCCUGCUGUGGAAGUCCUGAGUUAAAGAGUGAGAGGGAGAUAAAGUAGGGCAAUUGUUAACAUUUAAAGCGUUUGACUGUUUACGCAAGAGUCUUCAUGAGAACAAAGGAUUUGAUUUGACCUGCUCCACCCUACACUUCCGUCCUCAUUUAACUACACAAUUUUAUGCUGCCUGUCCCAAUCCACCCUGCUUCUUCCUGUUAGCCCAGAUCAUGUCUAUGUACCCCCUGUUUUUUCCUGCAUCUUUUACAUUCUUUCACUGCCAUUUCUGCCAUGGAAGAGCGUGUGACAAGUUCUAACAAGGGACGUACUGUAUAUGGCUUUUAUUUUGACCGAGCAUUGUACUUGUGCUUGAGCAAGGAAGGAGAGAUUUACUUCUCUACAGACAGAAUUCCCUGCAGUCUGUCUCAUAAACAGUUCACUUCUGGUUGUGGCAACCAGUGCUGAGGUCAGUAAAGGACAAAAAGACUGUUGUAAGUGUGAAAUCAUAUAGUGCCAAAUACUGCCCUCAAAUAUACCAGUUGUUUUGAAAUGCAGAUUUUAAACAUCAUUUGUGAUUUGAGAAGAAGCUCAGGAUGAUUAAAAUGUGCCCCAAUUCCAUACUACAUACUAAUUGUAUACAGUAUGUUCUAUAUACUAAUCUUUGUAGUAUGCUGGGUUGGUUUUUUUUGUUUGUUUUUUGUUUUUUUACAGUUGGUAUUUAAGAUAUCAACUUACUUUACAGUUUUGUACUAACAAUUAAUUUAAGGAAAAGACUGGCGCUAUUUAUCACUAUUUAUACUAUUUUCUUAUUCUAAGAAAAAUAUAAAAUAUCAUCAGACUUAUCUGUAAAGUGGGUAUCCUAAGGCACAGCCAAAUGGACUCAAAAUCUGCUUUGAAUUAGUACGCAGUAUGGAACUGGAACACAGCUAGUGUCUUGACCUUGUAGCUAGCAAAGCUAGCUGAGACAGGACAAUGCACUUGUUUUGUGUAGUUGAAUGUAAGAUCAUCAGGAGGGAUUCUUCUGAGACGGUAGGGUUUGCUGUUGGAUGUUUGCGGCAGCGCUUUGAGUAGUCAGAAAGACUAGAAAGGCGCUAUAUAAGUACAGUCCAUUUACCAUUUACUAUUUCCGACUUUCAGUUUUACUUUCGGGGCAUCAUCAGGAGGAGGUGGAGGCAUUAGGAGCAACAGCAGGUGUGCCAGCUGAUUGGUCAGAAACAUCAGUUACGCUGGUGAUGUCACAGGCCCAGGCUGUGGUGGUCUGUAACAUUGAACAUCAAGUCAUAUAUCACGACAAAACUACAAACGCACAAACUCUCAGAAUCUGUUGGAUAGAUUCUACUUGACUGUUACUCUACAUCCAGCACUGAUUAUUUAUUUAUUGUGUGUUUGUGUUCUUUGGGCAACAGUUUUAAAUUGAUGUGUUCAUGCAAGCUGCUGAUUUGGUUAGAGGCUCUACUAAUUAAUAAAUGCUUUGGAGCUGAAGUAUUUUCAUUAUACAAAAAAACACACUGUUGUUCCAAUAAGUCUUUCAGCAGUUUCAAGUAAGUGGUUUUGAGUCUUAAAUCUACAUGCACUCUACAUGUACUGUAUAGUUGUGGCACAUUUGGAGCCAAAUAAAGGGUCUCUUCUCUGUUGAAAAGCCGAUAGUAGCUUCUGCCAAUAUUCUUUGGCAACAUGCUGGCUUAGCUGUAAAAGUUCUGCUUUUGGUGAUGUUGUCCAAAUUAGUGAGAAAAGCUUUGGUUGUGUCACAGCACAUGCUGUAAAGCAUCUUGAGAUCUUGAAUGAAGCAUAUUUGUGUUACAUAUUUAUGUUUACAAAGUGAACAUUUGAUGUUUUAUAUAUACACUGCUUGGUUUAUGUAAUCAGUUUUUCAAUUAAACCAAUUUUUGUUUAAAAACAA
Molecule: messenger RNA, 6687 nt
Organism: Siniperca chuatsi (mandarin fish)
Lineage: Eukaryota; Metazoa; Chordata; Actinopteri; Centrarchiformes; Sinipercidae
Product: multidrug resistance-associated protein 1-like
Biological process (GO): glutathione transmembrane transport; xenobiotic transport
Cellular component (GO): basolateral plasma membrane
Molecular function (GO): ABC-type xenobiotic transporter activity; ATP hydrolysis activity; ATP binding
Source: RefSeq, a predicted model, not a curated record